UAACAGAGGAUGGGGGACAGAGAGACAGAGAGGAGUUUCUCUCAGUACAGAGGAUGAGGGACAGAGAGGAGUUUCUCUCAGUACAGAGGAUGGUGGACAGAGAGGAGUUUCUCUCAGUACAGAGGAUGGUGGACAGAGAGGAGUUUCUCUCAGUACAGAGGAUGGUGGACAGAGAGGAGUUUCUCUCUGUACAGAGGAUGGGGGACAGAGAGGAGUUUCUCUCAGUACAGAGGUUGGGAGACAGAGAGACAGAGAGGAGUUUCUCUCAGUACAGAGGAUGGUGGACAGAGAGGAGUUUCUCUCAGUACAGAGGUUGGGAGACAGAGAGGAGUUUAUCUCAGUACAGAGGAUGGGAGACAGAGAGGAGUUUCUCUCAGUACAGAGGAUGAGGGACAGAGAGGAGUUUCUCUCAGUACAGAGGUUGGGAGACAGAGAGACAGAGAGGAGUUUCUCUCAGUACAGAGGAUGAGGGACAGAGAGGAGUUUCUCUCAGUACAGAGGAUGAGGGACAGAGAGGAGUUUCUCUCAGUACAGAGGUUGGGAGACAGAGAGACAGAGAGGAGUUUCUCUCAGUACAGAGGAUGGGAGACAGAGAGGAGUUUCUCUCAGUACAGAGGAUGAGGGACAGAGAGGAGUUUCUCUCAGUACAGAGGAUGAGGGACAGAGAGGAGUUUCUCUCAGUACAGAGGAUGAGGGACAGAGAGGAGUUUCUCUCAGUACAGAGGUUGGGAGACAGAGAGACAGAGAGGAGUUUCUCUCAGUACAGAGGAUGGGAGACAGAGAGGAGUUUCUCUCAGUACAGAGGA
Molecule: messenger RNA, 806 nt
Organism: Coregonus sp. 'balchen'
Lineage: Eukaryota; Metazoa; Chordata; Actinopteri; Salmoniformes; Salmonidae
Source: the annotation of a GenBank genome assembly